AUGAUGCACCCAUCGCGUCAGGCUUAUGUCGAGGAGACGGAGGACACAGAUAUGGGCAUCAGCUAUGCCGACCUUCCUAUGGACCAAGACUACGAUAUGCCCUCUGCCCCAGGGGGUAUCCCAACCGAGCGAGCCUCCGCCAUUAUAUCGCAAUUCGAACGGAAACGGAGAGCAGCAGCCAUGGUGGUUCCAACAGAUGAUACACGAGUGCGCGCACGACUACGAGAGCUCGGGGAACCUAUUACGCUAUUCGGUGAAGGACCUGCAGAGCGACGCGAUCGUCUACGUGAACUGUUGACCGACAUGGCGGAGACACAAGGCGGAGUCGAGGUAGAGAUGGAAGAAGAAGGGGAGGAGGGAGAGGAACCACAAGAAGAAUUCUACACAGAUGGUGGGCCCGAUUUACUCGAGGCGCGGAAAGAUAUUGCGUGCUACUCCUUGCCGCGCGCAAAGGCUCGAAUCGCUCGGCUCAAGGACGAAUCAACUAUUACACUUCGAACGCAUGUCAAGCAUCGCAAAGCUGUCAAGGAGAAGCUACGAGGAUUCGAUCUUUACGGAUCUCAGAUUGCUGGUGAUCGUCCGGUUAGCAUUUGUCGAUUCGCGCCAGAUGGGCAGACACUCGCUGCUGGAAACUGGAGCGGCGAGAUCAAAUUGCUCGGUGUGCCCGAUUUGGAAGAAAAAGUGACUUUCAAGGGGCAUACAGAUCGAGUGGGUGGAUUGUCAUGGUUCCCCGGUGCCACCCUACCAAGCUCAAAUGUCUCACCCUCGACUGUGAAUUUGAUCUCCGGAGGCGGCGAAGGAGAUCUCAAUCUCUGGGCCCUUGAUCAAGAAAAGCCACUGGCUACGUUGUCUGGCCACACGGCCCGUGUAUGCCGUACCGAGUUCCACCCUUCAGGUCGAUAUGCAGCAUCGGCAUCCUUCGACAACUCAUGGCGGCUGUGGGAUAUCGAAAGGGCAACUGAGCUGCUCCUACAAGAAGGCCAUUCACGAGAGGUAUAUGCAGUGUCAUUCAACAGCGAUGGCUCUCUUGUGGCUACUGGUGGAUUCGACAGCAUCGGACGUAUCUGGGAUCUGCGGACAGGAAAAAACGUGAUGCUCCUCCAGGGCCACAUUCGUGAGAUCUACGCUAUGGACUGGGGUGUUGAUGGUUACCGGGUGCUCUCUGGUUCCGGUGAUGGCUGGGUCAAAUGCUGGGAUAUGCGGAACAAUAAGGAGCCGGGCGGCAUUGGUGCGCAUAAGAGCGUGAUCUCGGAUGUCCGCUGGUACAAGGGUGCAGAGGCUGCAUCAUUCUUGCCUUCUACAGAUGGUGGGAUGGACAUUGAUGCUCCAGCUGCCGAUAAACCAGCGGCCCCCUCGCCCAAGAAAUCGGGCACAUUUUUUGUGAGCAGUGGAUUCGAUAAGAGUGUCAACAUUUUCAGUGCGGAUGACUGGUCCCUCGUGAAGUCGCUGAGCGGCCACUCGGGUAACGUUCUGAGUACAGAUAUCAGUGAUGAUGCCAAGUGGAUUGCUAGCUGCGGUCACGAUCGCACAGUGAAACUUUGGGGGAUUGAGUGA
This is a messenger RNA of Penicillium griseofulvum, 1554 nucleotides long. Its product is annotated as putative pre-mRNA splicing factor. The record is from RefSeq and is a predicted model, not a curated record. Gene Ontology annotation, cellular component: U4/U6 x U5 tri-snRNP complex. NCBI's taxonomy places the organism in Eukaryota, Fungi, Ascomycota, Eurotiomycetes, Eurotiales, Aspergillaceae. Gene Ontology annotation, molecular function: U4 snRNA binding; protein binding; U6 snRNA binding. Bases 1 to 1554 code for a protein of 517 amino acids. The transcript is spliced from 2 exons. Gene Ontology annotation, biological process: mRNA splicing, via spliceosome.